CAACACUUGCAACUUCUGUACCGCGCCAUCCAGCUACCCUGAUGGACUCGUUAUCAACAUAUUUGGAAAUAUUUUUGCAGUCACCACCGGACUUGCAUGAGUCCACAGACGACACAUCCUGCCCUAUUGACGAGGAACAUUAUUCUGGUUCUGGCCAAGUCGCGUUUUGCACCAUAUCAUAAUCCUUUUCACACGAGGCUUGACAUACUAUCAUUGUUGGCACUGCUGGCCUUCUACUGCCCCCCUGGCAUGACCCAACUUCCCCCCCUGCCCGCGACACGACUCAUCUUUUGGAAUGAGUACAGUGCGCUCGCUGCUCGUACGGUGUUGUCUAUUCAUCGAUCUUCUUGUACCAUCCUUUACUUCACCACUUCGUUCAUCUUGCCGUCUGCAUCUCUGGGGAUGUGUGGUGGCUCCUAUUAUCUAAUCCCCUCUUGUCCGUCAUACGACUCAUCUUUUGGUAGAUGCGAUGGACUCACUGCUUGUACAACAUCACUCAUUUUCGACAUUCGUGCAAUCCAGCUACUUUUUGUCUUGAACUUUUCCUUUUCUGAAUAUUGUGGUUCUAUCUAUCAUUAUUUCUCACUUGCAUCGCCGUC
Messenger RNA from Suillus clintonianus, 599 nucleotides. RefSeq lists its product as uncharacterized. NCBI's taxonomy places the organism in Eukaryota, Fungi, Basidiomycota, Agaricomycetes, Boletales, Suillaceae. The transcript has 3 exons. The record is from RefSeq and is a predicted model, not a curated record. The annotation marks the transcript as partial.